AUGGUCCAACGCGCGUUGCGGCCGGAGGACCUGGCCAGGAAAGUCGAGAUCGUGCAAACUCUCCUGAACGAAACUCGCAGGUCCAAUCGUGAAGCAUUUCGACGCCACGACGAUCGUUUGCAGUCUUUGGAGCAUCUCGAAGAUCGCAUCACCGAAGCUGUCAGAGGUACCAUGGACGAUGCGGCGCAGCAGUGGUGGGCUCGAAUGCAGCAGCACCACCGAGGCGAGGUGGCUCGUCAGAUGGACGACCUACGCGGACAGAUGGUGGCCGCGGAGCAGGCUCUGAAAAAAAUUGUACGCGGAAAACGUGGCCAACUACAGCGGACCGCCGCGGACUGCGAGGCUAAAGUGGACCUGGUCCGGGCCGGCUUGGAGAGACGGGAAGCUCGAUUGGGGACGUUAGAGCGGCGCUGUGACCAGCAAGCAUUUCAGAAGGAAAGCUCGCUGCCGGUGUUCUUUUCGCGGAAAACUUCCGACGCUCGGUCGCGAGCUCGCUCCGUGGGUUCCGCCCCCUCGUCGCCAGCGGGCUCCGCAGCGGCGGCGCCGCCUAGUCGGUGUCCAUCGGAAGACGAGAUUCAGGCUCGGCUGGAAGCCGUCAACGAGAGACUGCGAGCGCAGCAAGCCAGUGCGGAGGGGCGCGGCAGGCAAGCCGUUCGAAUGGUGGCCCAGGCGCAGAGGACGGCGUUGAAGGCCCGCAAUUGUUCCGUGGAGCCUGCACUCCUCUUGCGUGUGGAGGCGGCGCGUGCUCAAGCGGCCAGAAGGAGACAUCGCUC
Molecule: messenger RNA, 773 nt
Organism: Symbiodinium sp. CCMP2592
Lineage: Eukaryota; Dinophyceae; Suessiales; Symbiodiniaceae
Source: the annotation of a GenBank genome assembly